GAGUAUGUGUAUUUCAGACAUUUAAAGGCGUGUUUUAACGAAUAUUUUUUCAGAUACUUUUUGCCAUUAAAGGUGGAGGAGUGUCCGUCCAGAUGGAUUUGCUGCACUUCCUUUGCGGGCUUGCAAUUUUCUUUGUCGUGUUGGCUAAUGCUGAAGAAAACAACGAGGAUGGUCCACCAGCUUUUCAUAAUGAUGCCCUCAAAAUCAAGUCAGAUGAAGAUAGCGAUGGUGAUGAUGGUAACGAUGAGGUCGGUGUUCCACCGUGGCUAGUACCAUUAUAUGACAAGGUUGAUGCGGAAAAUAAUUUAGAUGAAGAUAGCGAUGGUGACGUUCGUGAUGACGAUGAGGUGGAGUCAUCAAUGAGAAAUGAUAGAGUUAACUUCGUUGUUGCAUCUGACGUAAAAGAUGCUUAUCCAUAUUACGGACGUCGUCGCCGAUCCAAAAGACGUCGUCAUCUUUCUAGAAGAAGACGUCGUCGUUCUUCUAGAAGAAGACAAAGGGUUCUUUCUGGUUGAAUCAUUGUUUGAGGAAAAUGGUUUGAAGUGUGUACUGUAAUGGCGGAUGGUUUUUACUUUUUGUAAUAUAUGUACAACACUUUUGUGGUAUUUUUU
Molecule: messenger RNA, 611 nt
Organism: Hydractinia symbiolongicarpus
Lineage: Eukaryota; Metazoa; Cnidaria; Hydrozoa; Anthoathecata; Hydractiniidae
Exons: 4
Coding region: 93-515 (140 amino acids)
Source: RefSeq, a predicted model, not a curated record